Molecule: messenger RNA, 2727 nt
Organism: Vanessa tameamea
Lineage: Eukaryota; Metazoa; Arthropoda; Insecta; Lepidoptera; Nymphalidae
Gene: Shaw
Product: potassium voltage-gated channel protein Shaw
Exons: 9
Coding region: 374-2215 (613 amino acids)
Biological process (GO): potassium ion transmembrane transport; protein homooligomerization
Cellular component (GO): axon terminus; voltage-gated potassium channel complex; neuronal cell body membrane
Molecular function (GO): delayed rectifier potassium channel activity; protein binding
Source: RefSeq, a predicted model, not a curated record
GACGCCUGAAGGCGCGCGCGGUUGCCGCCAACCGGCCGCGUACUAUUCAAAUAUGGAGUUCUGAAAGUGAACGUUAUAACACAGAUAAACUAAAGUUUGCGUUCGAUUAAAUGUAAUUAGUGUAUCGAUGUUUAAGUGAAUCGAUAUUCUUUUUUCUUUUUUUUUUUUAAUAGCAGUGCGGUGGCGUGUUUCUGGAUGUGAAUGUGGGGCUCUUUAAUUCUGAUACAGGUUUCACCGCCGUAUCAGCAAUGUCAUCACACGCAAGGUUCAGCCGGUUGGAAGAUGACUAUAUUCAGAUCAUGUCGCGUCGCGGCCAAAGCCGAUCACCGUAGCGGUAUAUAGUUGAAGUUGUGUUGAGUUGAGGAGAUACAAAAUGAAUCUCCUCAACAUGGACGCGGAGAACCGCGUAGUUUUGAACGUGGGUGGUAUCAGACAUGAGACCUAUAAGGCUACGUUGAAGAAGAUCCCGGCGACGCGGCUGUCCCGUUUGACGGAGGCGCUCGCCAAUUACGACCCCGUGCUCAACGAGUACUUCUUCGACAGACAUCCUGGCGUCUUCGCGCAGGUCCUUAACUAUUACAGAACGGGAAAACUUCACUACCCGACGGAUGUAUGCGGGCCGCUGUUCGAGGAAGAGCUGGAGUUCUGGGGACUAGACGCGAACCAGGUGGAGCCGUGCUGCUGGAUGACGUACACGCAGCAUAGGGACACUCAAGAGACCUUAGCUGUCCUAGAUCGCUUAGAUCUAGACACAGAGAAGCCAUCUGACGAAGAAGUGGCUCGCAAGUUUGGUUUCGAAGAAGAUUACUACAAUGGGACGGUGUCCUGGUGGCAACAGCUCAAACCUCAAAUGUGGUCUCUGUUCGAUGAGCCAUAUAGUUCUAAUGCGGCAAAGAUAAUCGGGGUGAUAUCAGUGUUUUUUAUUUGUGUUUCUAUAAUAUCGUUCUGUCUGAAAACGCACCCGGACAUGAGAGUGCCUGUGAUCAGAAACUAUACAGUGACUACCGCGAAUCAGACCCAGGGCUGGGCGUUGGACAAAGUGCAAACAAACGCCCACGUAGCCUUUUUCUAUAUCGAAUGUGUGUGCAACGCUUGGUUCACCCUCGAGAUACUUGUUAGGUUUAUAUCCUCGCCCAAUAAGUGCGAGUUCGUCAAAUCUUCCGUCAACAUCAUCGAUUACAUCGCAACCAUGAGUUUCUACAUCGACUUAAUCCUUCAAAAAUACGCAUCCCAUGUCGAGAAUGCGGACAUUCUUGAAUUUUUCUCUAUCAUACGUAUCAUGAGACUGUUUAAGUUGACAAGACAUUCGUCUGGCCUUAAAAUCCUCAUUCAGACUUUUAGAGCGUCAGCCAAGGAAUUGACGCUCUUAGUAUUUUUCUUGGUGCUCGGUAUUGUGAUUUUCGCGAGCCUGGUGUACUAUGCAGAGAGAAUACAAACAAACCCACACAACGAUUUCAACAGCAUUCCAUUGGGCUUGUGGUGGGCACUGGUUACCAUGACCACAGUGGGAUACGGUGACAUGGCUCCGAAGACCUACGUUGGUAUGUUCGUGGGCGCACUUUGUGCUCUGGCUGGUGUGCUAACGAUAGCUCUGCCCGUGCCAGUCAUUGUAUCAAACUUCGCAAUGUACUACUCACAUACGCAAGCCCGUGCGAAGCUACCAAAGAAAAGGCGAAGAGUCAUCAACGUAGAGCCGACCAGGCCACCACUUCGUGCACCAGGGGUUCCAGGCGGUCCCGCGGGACCUUUAGCACCAGGUAUGGGACCGCAAGCUGUGAACAGAAGAAUGAAUGCCAUUAAAACAAACCAUCCUAAAGAUAUGAUGGGACCUAAUAUGGUCGCAAGCUUGAUGCCGGGAAUGGAUCUAACCGUAGCCACCCGUCUAACCCCAAGUCCCCGAGACAUGAGUCCAGCCCUCGCUAUAGCACUACCAAUGAUGAAAUCAGUGAAUUUAGUCCCGGCACAAUGCUUUGACAACAUGGCGUACCAUACUGAAAAAACAGAAGAUAAUAAAGAAAGUAAAUCCAGGCAAGACUCUGUUGAAAGUGAUAAUACUGUCAAAGCUAAUAAUUUUAAUAAUGAAUAUAUUGAUAAAAUUGAAGAAAAGAUAGACGCCAGGACUCCACUACUUCGAGGUCAUAAAAUAGAAUCGCUUGAUGAAACAAAAUUGCGGGAUAAUAAAAUAGAAAAACGAAAAUCGUCAGCAUCUACAUAAUGGAUAAUAAGUACCGUUAAAGAUCAAUAAAUUGUAAUAAACGAAUUUUGAUGAUAAGUUAGUGGAAGAGACCAAUUGAGCUAAGAAUAAUUUGAGAAUAGCACGUUCGUUUAGAUUCGGUUAGAAUUGAAUUUUUUGGUAAAAUGAUUAUAAAUAAGCUUGAUUAUCAAAAAUCAUAAAAAUUGUAUUGAGAAAUUGUAAAAUAUACAGCUCCUAAGAAUUUGUUCUUAUUUACCGAUCACUAGCAGUUACGGUUACUUUAAAAGAAAAUAAAAACUUAUUAAAUUAAGCAUAAAAGGCCGUGAUAGUCUUAAGUUUAGUUAAGGAAGAAUUUAAAAUAUUUUUUAAAUACAAAAGGUAUAUCAAUCACAAAAUACCUAUCAAUUUAAAAAAUAACGACAUUAAUCUUUCACUUCUUAAGUAUAUUUAUUUGCAUUAGCUUACUUUUUAAUGUCAUUUGAUAAACGUCUACUGCUUUUAAGGGUGGACGAUCAUCUGACGUAUCAAGGAUC